Messenger RNA from Tigriopus californicus, 2729 nucleotides. RefSeq lists its product as uncharacterized. Gene Ontology annotation, molecular function: fatty acid binding; FAD binding; acyl-CoA oxidase activity. Gene Ontology annotation, cellular component: peroxisome. The record is from RefSeq and is a predicted model, not a curated record. NCBI's taxonomy places the organism in Eukaryota, Metazoa, Arthropoda, Copepoda, Harpacticoida, Harpacticidae. Gene Ontology annotation, biological process: lipid homeostasis; fatty acid beta-oxidation using acyl-CoA oxidase. Bases 556 to 2661 code for a protein of 701 amino acids. The transcript is spliced from 7 exons.
CUACAGAAGAGAUUUGAGAUUUGAAAUCUCGUUGUAAGAACUUGAGUUACAGAAGAAAUUCUGAAAUAAGCACAAUUUUUGCUGAAACCCAUUUCUUUGGCGGAAUGCGCUGUUAUUUUUUUAUAGGUCUGUGCCUGCUCCUCAAGCAAUCAAAUAAAAAAAUGAGAAGGUUAAUUCUCUUAUGAGCAUGUUUUGGGCAACAGCCUGCAUUAUGAUUUUAUUCUUCGAUCAUCUUAAGGGAAGAUAUUGGAUAUGUUUUUUUUUUCUUGAACCAAUAAAUGACUACUGAAUCCUUGGAAACCCGCAACUGAAUUAUUUAUCUGCCAUUCAAAUUUUGCCAUUUCCAUUUCGAAACAAAUGGCUGGAAAACGCAAUUAGAGUGUUCUAAAAACGGCUUAGUACGCGUCCUUGUCUCCGUUGAUGUGUAGUUGUUGAUCGACUAGUUGUGUGCACUCGCUCAUCAGCUGCGAGAACUUUUUGACCUGCUUGUGAUUCCGUAAUCCCGUAAUCGCGUAAUCGGCAUCCAUCGGUCUUUCCUGUCAGUAUCAAUCCAUCAUGUCCGGGCUAACCCGCGGUACAGCUCUCCGGGCGCGUCUGCCUUGCCUCACCAAUGUCCGGGUACCCCGGCUCUUCGUGAUUCGGCCUGGUCCACCGGGAAUGCGAACCUUAACUCAGAUGACGCCCAAGAAUGCCCUCAUCACCACAGGUCUGUCUAAUCGCUCGUCCUCGGAGGAACUGAGGCAGCAAUGGGGUCAAAAGGCCUCCUUCAAUGUGCGGCAAUUGCAGGAUAUCUUGGAUCAUGACAAUCACGAGAUGAGGAACAACUUCCGAGAGUUUCUCCGCAAGGAACUCUUCACACCUAGAUAUGAUAUCAAUCUGGAGGAUGAACGGGCUCUGGCCUUGAAGCGUUUGCAGGCCAUCUGUGAUGCGGGUUUCAUCUCCGUGAUGGACUUUCAGAACAACCCGCUCAAGAUCUUUGCCGCCCACGAAUUGGCCGUCAUCGAUCCGGCCAUGGGCACCAAAAUGACCGUUCAAUUCAACUUAUUCGGCGGAACGGUGCUCAAAUUGGGCACGGAGCGACAUCAUUAUCUUUUGCCCGGGAUCGACAGCCUCAAAGAUGUGGGCUGUUUCGGCCUCACGGAAUUGGGAUACGGGAACAACGCCGUGGAAAUGGAAACCACGGCCACUUACGACAAGGCUACGGAUGAGUUGAUCGUGAAUACACCCUCACCUUUGGCUCAGAAGUAUUGGAUCACCAAUGGGGCUUGCCACGCCCAACACAUCGUGGUGUUUGCCCAAUUGUACGUCGAUGGCAAGAACGAAGGGAUCCAUGGGGUUCUGGUUCGAUGUCGGGAUGAGAAACUUGGCCCGAUGCCCGGCGUGAGCGUAGAGGAUAUGGGCCAUAAGAUGGGCUUAAAUGGAGUGGACAACGCCAAGUUGACCUUUGACCAUGUGCGAGUUCCACGGACCAAUCUUCUGAAUCGAUUCAGCGACAUCUCCGAGGACGGCAAGUUCGAAUCUCAGGUUAAGCAAGGAGGCCGGGCCCGAUUCUUGGUCAUGGCGGACCAGUUGUUGUCGGGUCGAAUCUGCAUUGCUUCGGGAUGUAUUGUGGCGGCCAAGGCAAGUUUGUGCAUCGCUCUGAGAUACGCAGCAACGCGUUUGACUGUGGGCCCGACGGGUAAAUCUGACACGCCCAUUUUGUCGUACCAGCUUCAACAACGCGCUCUUAUGCCUUUGUUGGCCACCACGGUGGCGUUGAAUUUCGGAUUGAGUCAAGUCAAGAGGAAAUGGGCGUUCCAGCCCAAGGAUGGGUCCGACCACAUGAAUGUGGUUCGGAUGUGCUGUGCCAUCAAACCAUUGUCCUCGUGGCAUUUAAACAAAGUGGUGACGGUCUCAAGGGAGCGCUGCGGAGGACAAGGCUACUUAUCUAUCAAUCGGUUUGGCGACUUUUUCGGGUCUGCACAUGCCGGGAUCACGGCUGAGGGGGACAAUUCCGUUUUAAUGCAAAAAGUGGCCAAGGAGCAUCUGGCCAUGUUUCAGCCCCAUUCUUUAGACACACCCACGUGUAUGGAUUUGGGCAACUCGGAUCAUUUGGCCUUUUUGCUGAAGUCUCGCGAGAACAAGUUGUUUGAGAACCUGAAGGGAAAAAUGGCCAAAGCCCUCCUCUUCACCAAAGUUGGCAAGGCUCUCCCCUCGAUCUUUGAUAAUUUGGGCAAAAGUCUCCAAGAAAAGGGCAUCUACAAUGUCUGGAUGUUCGAACAACAAGAUCUGGUUCAAGCUUUCGCUCGCUCAUACGCCGAUCGCGUCGUGUGUGAGGCCUUCCAAGAGGUUUUGGCUCAAGACGACGUAUCCGGGUCGGAUAUUGAGCCGAUUCUCAAGAAACUCUUCCAUCUGCACCUACUGAGCACUUUGGAGCGAGACUUGCCCUGGUUCAUGGAACAAGGAAUCCUGAGUUCCACUCAAGGUCGAGACCUCCUGGAUCUGAAUCGGUCCCUUUGCGCUGAGCUUGCUCCAGAUGCGUUGUCGAUUUGCGAUUCUUUCGCCCUGCCCGAAGAAGUCCUAGCCGCUCCCAUUGCCCGGGAUUGGGUUAAAUAUAAUGAGUACGAUAACCAAGGUGAACUGGCAACGAACGAGCAGUUCCAGAAAAUCCUUCAGGCUUGAGUGAAGCCUGACUAUUUAUUUUAAUACCUUUUAAAUUAUGGAAUAAAAGUGAUCCAUCAUAAUACUCA